Messenger RNA from Triticum aestivum (bread wheat), 2958 nucleotides. RefSeq names its product probable serine/threonine-protein kinase PkwA. Gene Ontology annotation, molecular function: ATP binding; protein kinase activity; protein binding. The coding region runs from base 161 to 2770 and encodes 869 amino acids. Gene Ontology annotation, biological process: endoplasmic reticulum to Golgi vesicle-mediated transport; protein phosphorylation; retrograde vesicle-mediated transport, Golgi to endoplasmic reticulum. NCBI's taxonomy places the organism in Eukaryota, Viridiplantae, Streptophyta, Magnoliopsida, Poales, Poaceae. Gene Ontology annotation, cellular component: COPI vesicle coat. The transcript has 16 exons. The record is from RefSeq and is a predicted model, not a curated record.
CAACAACGCUGCUCAUCCACUCCCAUCCCUCCCGUCUCACUCCGGCUGUUCUCCUCCUUUUCUCCAGAAGGAGCAGCAGGGGUGAAUCCAGAAAUCACUCACGCCCAGGGCUGGAUCUUCUCAUCCUGCCUUAAUUACUCCACUCUACAUUUAUUUCUUUAUGAAUCAUCUUUUUUCUUAUUUUCCAAGGAUUAAAAACUGGGCUCUUGGGCAUAGGCCCCCGGCUGCAGCCCGAGUUGCCCGAGGUGUAAAUCGGGCUGUGAGCAGUAGCAUGGAGAACACGGCACAACGCUCAGGCAACGAGCCAAGUAAGCUACCGUACGAGUUCAUAAAACUGAUUACAAAGGAUUUCAGCGAGGAGCUUGGGCAUGGUACAUUCGGAAUAGUUUAUAAGGGCGUGUAUGAAGAUGGUGGAGAGAUUGCCGUGAAGGUAUUACGCAACAUUUCUGGAGGACUGGAUGAUGUGGAAUUUCAGAAAGAAUUUGACAAUCUUAGGGGGCUCAAGCAUCCAAAUAUUGUAGAGUUAGUGGCCUUCUGCAAUGAAAUAGUGGAAGAACCUGCAGAGUUUCAAGGACAACAAAUUACUGCCGGACGUGUGCGUACCGCACUCUGCUUCGAGUAUGUACACAAUGGUGGCCUAAACAAGUUUAUUAGUGACCAAUACACAGGACUUGGCUGGUCUGAGCGCUACAAAAUAAUCAGAGGUGUUUGUGAGGGUCUAGCAUAUCUUCGCUUGGAAAUAGAGAAUCCAAUAAUGCAUCUGGACUUGAAACCUGAGAAUAUAUUGCUAAAUAAGAAUAUGGUAGCGAAAAUCGCAGAUUUUGGAAUAUCAAAGCUCUUCGGUGAAGAGAACACAAAAAAGACAAUGAGUGUCAUAGGUACAAUGGGAUAUUGGCCACCAGAAUACAUAAAGCAUCAAAUAAUAUCAAAAGAGUUUGACAUAUUUAGUUUGGGUGUAAUCAUUGUAAAAAUAAUGGUCGGACAGGAGAACUACAAUUAUAUUGUCGAGACUCCAGCCCGGAAAUCUAUCAAGUUUGUACAUGAAAGUUGGAAAAAUAGGCUAAGUAAAACGAUAUCGGGUCACAAACUUGAAGCAUAUUGCAAUCAGGUGAAAAGAUGCAUUAAGAUAGCACUAGAUUGCUUGAAGUCAAACCGACAAGAAAGGCCUACUAUAAAACAUAUUGUUGCCUGUUUGAAAGAGAAGGACACAAUGUUCUAUGAAGAUGAUGGAGAUUCGUCCACUCUUCCUUCAGAUAUCAACGAUAUCACCAUUAACUCUACACCUUGUUCAGCUUUGGAGUUGGUGGAGCACAACACUCUCGCCAUCAUGGAUACCGUGCAUACUCUGAACGAAACAGAAACCAGUUUCUUCCCGCAAUCAGAAAAUGGGUCAGACUUGAAGCUCCUUGAUUCAGAAGAUACGGAGCUGCUUCACGUCCAACCCCGGGAGCUCUGCUUCCCAUUCAUGUCAUCGUUGGAAGUACUACCAAGAAAGAAGGCCAUGAUCUCCUGCUCGCUGCAACUAAACAACAAGGAAAACGACCGUGUCGCGUUCAUGCUUGUGGCUAAGACUCCCAAGAGAUACUUGACAAGGAAGCCGCUCUGCGGCAUUGUGCCUCCAAGGUGCGUCUACACUCUCAGUCUCACAAUGCCCAAGCAGCCACCGGUGACAUCAUCAUCAGACAGCGGCGGUGACUACUUUACACUGUACACCACCUUAAUGAGCCAAUACGACCUCCGUGAUCACGACAAAGAUUCCAUCUCCGUCAAGUACCACAAGCUCUUUGAGAAGGCCAAGCUGGCCGGCGAAGAGGUGCACGAGCUGAAGUUGAGGGCUAUUUGUGAUCAACCAGCUCAAGGGGCGUCGUCGUCUGAUCAGAUCAUAAUCGUGCCUGAUGCUCAGCAAGUUUCGUCCAUAGAUGUGCAUCCGACGGAGCCAUGGAUUUUGACGACAAAUCACGUAGGGAUCAUUCGUGUUUGGAACUACCACACAAUGGAAACGCUGGACUCCUUUAAAUUAGUGAUAUAUGAACCAGUUUGUGCGGCAAAAUUUAUAGCAAGGGAGAAAUGGAUCAUCACGGGUGAUGGCAAUGGGGUGAUCCAUGUGUACAGUUACGACCAAAACCAACAUGACAAGACCUUGGAUGCUCAAGAUAGUUGCAUCACAACUUUGGUUGUGCAUCCAACGCAACCUUUUGUGCUGUCAUUAUCUGAUGAUGAAGAUGACCCAUUGAUCAAGCUUUGGGACUGGGACAGGGGCUGGGCAUGUACUCGAGAAUUUCGGGGACACACUAACAAAGUGAUGCAAGUAACGUUUAACCCAGAGAACAAGGACUGUUUUGCUAGUGCUUCCUGUGAUGGCACGGUCAAGAUCUGGAGCAUCUGUUCCGAUAACAUCACCACACUGAAAUUGGGUGGUCAAAGCCUGCUCUGUGUUGAUUACUUUACACGCCGUAAUCAACAAUAUCUGAUCGUGGGCUGUCAAGACAAGACUGCACAGAUCUGGAAAUUGGAGAUGAAUGGAUGUUUUGAAAAGCUAGAAGGGCAUGCAGGCCAUAUCAGUGCCGUCAGUUUGCACCCGGAGCAUCGGUUGUUACUUACAGGUUCACUUGACGGUACCGUACGCGUAUGGAACUCCAUUACCUACAAGCUUGAGAACAUAAUUGGUUUCAACCUCGGUGCAGUUUAUGCUUUUGGAUGCAUAAAGGGCUCAAGGAUGGUGGUUGGGUGUCAUGAAGGAAUAGCAAUGGUGAAAAUUUCUUUGCCUUGAACAUCAAGGUGUUAGAAGAGAGCACUAGUACAACGAAGAAAUAUUAUGAACAUAAUAAAUGCAUUUGUUGGUUCAAUAGAUAGACAACUGAACUUCAUAAAUUUCAUUUGGCACCAGCUACCAAGAACUUUCCAAAAGAUACAUGUAUUAUUUUCUUCCACAAGAUUGAUGUAUUUAAUUAUGCCAAA